AUGUUCCCCCUCCUGGGCGCCACGACGCUGGUGCUGGUCGUCGGGACACCGUGGGUGUCGCCCGCAGCCGCAGAUGAACAUCAGCUGGAAUCUCCCCAGCAUGGACAAGUUUACAUCAUAGAUGACAACUUUACCCUGAAGUGGAACAGGACCAACGAGAUAAUCCCAAAUGUGACUUUUUCAGCAGAUUAUCAAACGUCUGAGAUGAAUGACUGGAUAGAAUUGCCCGGCUGUCAAUAUAUUACUGCUACCUCAUGCACCUUUUCCUUGCCCAACUUGAAUGUUUUUGAUGACAUUAAAUUCCGUAUAAGAGCAGAGAGAGGCAACAGCACUUCUGCGUGGCAUAUUGUGGACUCAUUUAUUCCGUUUCUCAAAGCUCAGAUUGGUCCUCCGAAAGUACACUUAGAAGCUGAAUAUAAGGCAAUAAUAAUAAGCAUCACGCCUCCCACGGGAAACAUGUGGCUUACAGUGAGCCCAUGGUUUAAAUACCGCGUGGUUAUCUGGAAAAACUCUUCAAGCACAGAAAACAACAAUCUAACGGUUUAUCCCAGAGAUACAAUUUAUGAACUCUCACCGGCGACUACUUACUGUCUAAAAGUGAGGGCAGAGCACCAUAGGCCGAGAAAGUUGGGCAUCUACAGCCCUAUCUACUGUGCGAUGACCAAAGUGGAAUAUAAACUGCCUCCACCGGAAAAUGUACAAGUUGAUGUUGAAAAUCACAACUAUGUUCUUAAGUGGGAUUACGUGCUUACAAACGUGACCUUCCAAGCUCAGUGGCGCCAUGCCUAUUUAAAAUGGUCUCCUGAGGACCAAUCAGGGGAAUGGAAACAAAUUCCUGGCUGUGAAAAUGUCAGAGGAACCCAGUGUGUCUUUCCUCAGGAAGUUCUUCCACAAAGAAUUAUUUAUUCACUCCGUGUACGUGCAAUGGAUGGAAAUAACACAUCCCUUUGGUCAAAAGAGAAGGAGUUUGAGAGUCAAAAACAAACUACCAUCCCUCCUCCAGUUCUCAAUGUGAAAACCAUGGGUGACGCACUGCACGCCUAUGUUGGACCCUCACAGGAAUCUACAGACCUGCAUGGCUCACUCAUCUAUGAAAUCAUUUACUGGGAAAACACUUCAAGUACUGAGAGAAAAAUUCGACAAGAAGGCAAUGAUUUUACUUUUCCUGACUUGAAACCACUGACCCUAUAUUGUUUCAAAGCCAGAGCACUCAUGCGUGAAGAGCCCAAUCAAAGCAGUGAUUUUAGUGAUAUUAUAUGUGAGAAAAUAAAACCAGGAGAUAUGUCCAGAACCUUGCUGCUGGUCACAGCAGUCUGCGCCGUCCUCCCUGUUCUCCUGGUUGUCACAUUGGUCGCCAAGCGCCUCCUGAAGUCCCUCUGCUCUGUGUUCUUCCCGUCCCCAAAGCCGCCUUCCAGCAUAGCUGAAUGUCUCUCCGAACAAUAUUUAGAGAAUAUCCUGCUUUCACCUUCUGAGGAGAAAACGGAACAGUGUUUCGUGAUUGAAGGCGCAACUGUGAUCCCUAGAGAGGAAGGCAUCAACAACACCAACGAAGAUCUCAAGUACAGUUGCCAGACGAGUCAAGAUUCGGGCAACUAUUCCAACGAAGAUGAAAGCAGAAGUAAAACAAGCACGGACUCUCUACACCUGGAAAGCGGCUGAGCAGAGAAGUGCCAUCUGCAACACUGAAUGUGGAGUGUUCCCCAGCUAGUCUGAGCUCCUCGCUCCACUCUGGAACCACGCAGAAGGGAACUCGCUUCCUGGGGAAGGGGAAAACACGUCUCCAAAGUCCUCUGAGCACGUCAAAGCACUUUGCCUGCUAAAGAGGGAACAGCAGGAACCAGGGAAGGCUUUCUAUGUUCCUGUCCACGUAUAAAAACUGGAAAAGCUGUGUUGGCCGUGACUUUGAAGAUUUCAGCUGCAGAAGGGAGCCACACGUAUCCCGAGCCCCGCCCCAGCAGCUGCAGGCAUUUGUGUCCCAAUCCCAGCGUGCUACUUGGUUCUGCAUUUCUGGAGACAGUGCAUCAUGAUUGUUUACCACCAAGAUAGGCCCAUUAGGGAUUUAUGCAGAGGUUUCAAACACCAUUGUCACUCUGUGCUUCACAAUGUCACUCGCCAUGAAGAGUAGCAAAAUGUUCGGCAGAAGGGCAAUGCUUAAAUCUGAGGAAAUGCCACCCCUGUAUCCUGAGAACAUUGACCCCUGCCCGUAGAUACUUCUCCUCGUAUGAGAUUAAAACCAGGUCAUCUUCAAGCUAUGCAUUUAAACUUCCUGAUGCCUGAUUUCACUGCACAGCAACUCGGGAGUGGAGUUGAUAACCGUUGACAUUCUGGAGAAAGGACUGUCUAACUAGAGCAGUGGCUGUUAGAGUUGUUGGUUACAGGUCCAUCACUGGGUGCACAAGGAGUCCUGGCACCAAAAUGGCAGUAGUGGCAAAGCAUAAGAAGAGGAGGACCUGCAGAGGAAAGCAGCAGGUAAUGAUGGAAAAGACAGAAGAAGGGUGUGUAUCGGCAGCUUCAGGGUUCAGCCCCUGUGUUUAGCCCAGAGCCUCACCUGUGCACCAUGAGUGCCACGGCCAGCCCCUCAGAGUUCUUCACGUAUGGGGGACUUGGGGCAGGGUGAGCAGGUGUAUCCAAGAAGAAAAACCUCAGUUUCCAACUAUAGGAUGCCUUCCGAGACACCCGGGCUUCCUUGAACUGGGUUAUACAUGGAUAUACACGUUCAUGGCCUUGAAGCCCAGCCUCUUCCAGGACCCGCGCUGGCUCCCAGCUCUCCUCUCCAUAGACAGGCCCAUUCUCCAGGCUGCCCUGACCAUUCAGGCAGGGGAGACAGGGCCACAUCCUGACCCUGUCAACAUCACUGCACUGAUUCAGUGAUCGCAGCCAGCAUUUCUGGCCCCGCAUUCCCACAGGGGAAAACCCAUCCCAGAUGGGGAUUCCAGGAAGCACGCAUGCCUUUACAGGGUGUGCAGAUGGAGAAGAGACUCUGAGGCAGCUGCUAGGCCCCAGGAUGUGCCAGGACACGACAACCAUCUGGGUUCUACCAGGACUAGAUCCCAAGUAGCAUCAGAAAUUUUGUUCUGGCCCCAUCUCUUAAGGUGUGCCUAGGAAACUCCAUCCCAGCCCACAGGAGGCGCUCCCUGUCACCUGCUUAGAGGCAGAGGCUUGGUUGGAGGGGACAGGGUAGGAGGGGAGAUGGAUGGUCUCUGUGAACAGUCGCGUUUACUUAGAAAUACCACACACUUGGAGGCAUCCAAUAAACUGUCUCCGUAAUGCGAGUAUUGUACCCCUUCGCAAUGCUGGCUGUCCUCUAAGGAUAUCUGUGAAAGACUUGUAUAAUUCAAGACAGAAAUGUUACAUUAAUUGUUAGCAUGAUGUGUAACUACUGUGUGUCAUUGUGUGUGUGAAUGUGGGCCUGUAAACAGAGGCAUACAUUCAAUAACCUACACAGGGCAGCCCAUGAUCUGGGCCUGAGCCCUGAGUAUUCCUUGGAUAUUCAUGUGGAUUCUAAUUAAAAUUUCCAAAAUACUGCUUAGGGACUAGGGACUGAAACUGGCACAGCAAGUAAAGUUGCUACCUGUGGCACCAGCAUCCCAUUUUGGUGCCGAUUUGAGACUCGUGUGCUCCACUUCCAGGCUGGCUUCCUGAAAGUGGCCUGAGAGAAGCAGCAGCAGAUUGCCCAAGUGUUUGGGCUGCUGCACCCUCAUGGAAAACUGGAUUGAAGUUCCUGGCUCUUGGAUUUGGCCUGACCCAGUGCUCACUGUUGGUGCCUUCCAGGGAGUGAACCAGCAGUUGGAAGAUACCCCUCUUCUCUGUCUUGUCCUUUUGUUUCUGUAUCUCUCACUUUCCAGUUAAUAAGGACUACAUCUUUCAAAAAUAAUAUUCUAAAUGUUAUAUAAAACCCAUACCCUCCAAUUCUAACCCUGGGAUCACUGACCUCUGAGCGAGUGUUGUGUGUGUGUGUGGUGUCUUCCCACUGGAACAGGUGCAGCAUGGGAGCAGGAGUUGGAUUUCACUCUGCACUAAGUCCCCAGCACCACCUGCCACCUCUCAUAGAAGGUGCUUAGAACAUAGUCAUGACAUGAAUGGGAUGUAAAGUGAGAACCAGGCAAUGUUUCUGAAUGUGUGUUUUACUGGGUUAUAUGUUUUGUUAUAUUUGUACCUUAACCUUACUGAAAAUAUCAUAUCUAAAACAAACUGAAACCAAAAGGUCUUUGUGCUUAAACUUAAUAAACUGUUAUGUGCUAAA
Ochotona curzoniae (black-lipped pika) is the source of this 4243-nucleotide messenger RNA. Its product is annotated as interferon alpha/beta receptor 1-like. The record is from RefSeq and is a predicted model, not a curated record. The coding region runs from base 1 to 1659 and encodes 552 amino acids. NCBI's taxonomy places the organism in Eukaryota, Metazoa, Chordata, Mammalia, Lagomorpha, Ochotonidae. The transcript has 11 exons. Gene Ontology annotation, molecular function: protein binding.